Cucumis melo (muskmelon) is the source of this 2425-nucleotide messenger RNA. Its product is annotated as wall-associated receptor kinase-like 14. Gene Ontology annotation, biological process: protein phosphorylation. Lineage: Eukaryota; Viridiplantae; Streptophyta; Magnoliopsida; Cucurbitales; Cucurbitaceae. The transcript is spliced from 5 exons. The record is from RefSeq and is a predicted model, not a curated record. The coding region runs from base 147 to 2243 and encodes 698 amino acids. Gene Ontology annotation, molecular function: ATP binding; protein kinase activity.
AAGAAGAAGAAGAAGCUCUCUCUUUCAAUUUCACGCUUCCAAGUGUGAUCAACAGAGCAUUUACUCCCAUUGAAGAGCGAGGUCAGAGGGAGGGAGGGGAUGAUUCUUUUUGUUGUUUGUUCAGUUGGAGUAAGUUGCAGUCAACUAUGACUUUGCAUCGAAACUAUUUGAUCGUUGUAAUCGCAAUUUUCUCGGCUUCUUUAACAAUCGCCGAGGGGUUAACGUCCUGCGAAACCGGUAAUUCGGUUCAAUUUUUACGCCAUCCGUUUGGAUUCACAGACGUGAAACCAAUCAAAUUGAAUUGCAGCGAAAAUGGCGAGAUUCAAAUCGGCAGAUUCCAGGUUCAGAACAUUAAUGAAAGAAGUAUCCUCAUCAAACUUCCUACAGGGUGCAAUAUCCCUAUCAAUUCACUCUCAGAACUGUCCAGCAAAAACUACAAGCCCACCCUCCGCAACAGUCUCUUCCUGAAUUGUACCGAACAACCACUUCCAUGCGGAGUCAUGGGGAAUUUCACCCUGAAUCAGCCGACGGACUGCGGCUUUAAGAGUAAUAAUAUCAGCUGUUUCACCAAGACCGAGCAAAAUGGAUUUCUGCCUCCUUUAAAUAAGUGCCACUCCCUUUUGUCCUCUGUAUUCGUUAAUUUUACGUCAAAUUCGACCACUCUGUUCGAGGUCGAGUUUGGGGUCAUUGAGUUAGAGUGGUGGGUCUCACCUUCGUCUGCCGCUCAAUGCUCAAAAUAUGCCAAUCGAGAGAACAUUACCAGCUCGAAGGAGAACCUAGGAUUUCGUUGUCAGUGCAUAGAAGGGUUUGAAGGAAAUGCUUAUGACAACGUCGGCGGCGGCUGCCGGAAAGUUUCUCACAAAUGCAACCCUCCAACGUACAUAACUGGGCGAUGUGGUGGGGAAAGCAAAGUCGCUGCCCUAAUUGCAGGUGUCUUUGUAGGGGCGUUUCUAAUGGCUGUCUUGACCCUUAUCUGUUACUGCAUCCGACGCCGCUCAAUGUGUCUUAAAGGUCAGAUGAGUGCAAAGCGGCUUCUAAGUGAGGCUGCCGGAAAUUCCAGUGUUACUUUAUACCCCUACAAAGAAAUAGAAAGAGCCACUAAUGGCUUCUCUGAGAAACAACGUCUGGGAACUGGAGCCUUUGGUACAGUCUAUGCCGGAAGGCUUCACGAGGAUGAGUGGGUUGCUGUAAAGAGGAUCAAAUACAGAGACCACAACAGCAUUGACCAGGUUAUGAAUGAGAUAAAACUCCUUUCCUCGGUGAGCCACCCAAAUUUGGUCCGCUUGCUUGGCUGCUGCAUUGAGGAAGGCCAACAGAUCCUUGUAUACGAGUUUAUGCCCAAUGGAACUCUCUCUCAACAUCUUCAGAGAGAGCGUGGAAAUGGACUCCCAUGGACAACACGGCUCACUAUAGCAGCCGAAACUUCUCGUGCAAUAGCAUACCUUCAUUCUUCUGUGCACCCACCAAUAUAUCACAGAGACAUCAAAUCGAGCAAUAUACUUCUGGAUCAUGGUUUCAAAUCAAAAGUUGCAGAUUUUGGUCUUUCUAGACUUGGUAUGACAGAAAUAUCUCACAUCUCAACAGCUCCCCAAGGAACCCCAGGCUACGUUGAUCCACAAUACCAUCAAAAUUUUUAUCUUUCUGACAAAAGUGACGUAUAUAGUUUUGGAGUAGUCCUAGUAGAGAUAAUAACAGCAUUGAAAGUGGUUGAUUUCACUCGUCCCCAAAGUGAAGUAAACUUAGCUGCACUUGCCAUUGAUAGGAUUGGUAGAAACUCUGUGGAUGAACUAAUCGAUCCUUUCCUCGAGCCACAUAGAGAUGCUUGGACCCUCUACUCUAUUCACAAGGUGGCUGAGCUUGCAUUCAGAUGCCUUGCUUUCCACAGCGACAUGAGGCCUUCGAUGACAGAAGUAGCAGAGGAAUUGGAAAGCAUCAGACGCAGUGGAUGGACAUCAAUGGAGGAGCAUUUUUGUGCAGCAUCAUCAGCAGGAUCAGCUUGUUCAUCUCCUCGUAGUGUAAGCGAGAGAUCCAUAAGUAGUAGCAUAACAAUUAAGAAGACCGGGCUGCUUGCAGGACUGGGGAGCCAGAGAUUGAUAAUCCCACCGGAGAACAACCAUAGUAAGGACUAUCUACCUCCUGUUGAGGAGGUUAUGGAUAGUUCCCCAGUUUCAAUACAGGAUCCUUGGUUAAGUGAACAAAGCUCGCCUUCAACAAAUAGUUUAUUGGGUAAUGUAGCACGGUGAAAAGAGAAGAAAAAGAAGAAGAGGAAGAUCUUUUGUAGGACAUUUAACCUUUUACAUUUCACCAUUAUUUGUGUAUCCUACGGAAUAUCUUAUACUGUGUCAUUGUUUUUAACCUCCUUAUUCAAUAGAACUGUAGAUGCCAAUGCCAUUUUCCAAAAAGGUGAAGCAUUAUUUUGCUCGUC